ACUGCAGUACAGAAGCGGACCGUACCAUUGUGCAUGUGGUGGGUGAGUGGCAGCAGGGAGGAGUGCUGCAGAAAGGGAGGGGGGGACAGAGAGAGGCUGGCACUAUCCUUUCCUGUCCUAAUCCCUCAGCCCAGUCGGUUGUGAUGAUGCUCUUUACAGAUACAGUAGAAACUUCACACCAGAAUAUUAAGAAGGAUGUUUUGAGAGUUCUGGACACCAUCGAUUGGAUGUAAACAGUUGGAUCUGUUCUGGAAUGAAAAUUGAAGAAUCGAUUUGACACCACUACAGAAACUAAAACCAGGAGCUGAGACGGACACACAUUACUACACAGAUACAUUCCAUCUUCAGCUAAUUUAAGUUCAGAAUAUCUAUAUAAUAGCCAGCAAAGUGGAUGAGUUAGUGAACACCAUUAUUUACUAUCAGCUUUAAAAGCCAGUAAAAGGAGCACAGUCACUGAGACCAAUGACUAAAUGUGAAGCAUUUUUAGGCCAAAUGACUCAACAUGUUUAACUAAAGAUCAAAAUCAAGUUUAUCUCAAUCACUUAUUUCUGAAAUUUAACACCAGAGUAGACAUCACUAUUAAGCCAAAAAAAGUCCAAACUUGCUGUGAAAUUAGCUGUUCGCCUAGCAAGCCUAGAUGGCGGACCCCUAUCAGAACAACAUUCACCACCAAGGAGGGGGGGACAGCUAUGGGUCUUAUGGAGAUGGUGGUGGCCAUGAUGGAUAUGGUUACCGGGAAGACUUCCCUCCCCAGGAAGAGGAUGCAGCGAGCGACGUCACCGAAGGACAUGAUGAAGAGGAUCAGACGUACGAGGGAGAAUAUCAAGGUAUCCCGCAUCCUGACGAGGAGAAGGCUGCACAAAGAGCUGCACGGGCUAAAGCUCGAUCAGCCGGCAGUGCAGUCUCUGAACUAGAAGAGUUAUCUGAGCAAUACGAGGACAUCAUGGAGGACUGUGGCCAUGGGAAGUUCCAGUGGACGCUGUUCAUGGUGCUGGGCCUGGCUCUGAUGGCUGAUGGAGUGGAAUGUUUUGUGGUAGCAUUUGUUCUUCCAUCUGCAGAGAAGGAUCUGUGUCUCUCCAACGCAGAGAAAGGAAUGUUGGGUCUGACCGUCUUUCUGAGCAUGAUGGUGGGAGCGUUCUUGUGGGGCGGUCUGGCAGACAAAGUUGGGCGUCGGCGCUGUCUGAUUGUGGCAUUAGCAAUAAACUGUGUCUUUGGCUUCCUGUCUUCGUUCGCCCAGGGCUACGGUUUCUUCCUCUUCUUCAGGCUGCUGUCUGGUGUUGGUAUUGGUGGCACAGUGCCGAUCGUGUACUCGUACUUCUCUGAGUUUCUUCAGAUGGACAAGAGAGGAGAGCACCUGUCCUGGUUGUGUAUGUUCUGGAUGAUCGGUGGAAUCUAUGCUUCGUUCACUGCCUGGGGAAUCAUACCCAGAUACGGUUGGGGGUUCAGCAUGGGCACAGAGUUCCAGUUCCACAGCUGGCGGGUGUUUGUCCUGGUUGCGGCUCUUCCUGCUAUCGGCUCUCUGGUUGGACUCACCUUCAUGCCUGAGAGUCCCCGCUUCCUCCUGGAGAAUGCCAAGCAUGAUGAGGCAUGGAUGAUCCUGAAACAGGUCCAUGACACCAACUGGAGGGCCAAAGGACAGCCAGAGAAAGUCUUUACUGUGACUCACAUCAAGACGCCUAAGACAGCAGAGGAUGAGUUUAUUGAGAUCCAGAGUGCUACAGGAACAGCUGUACAGCGAUGGGCUGUACGCUCACUAACACUCAGUAAACUGGUGAUGAAGAACGUGGCAUCACUCCUGUCUGCCGAACUGAGGUCUGCUACACUCUUGAUGGCCAUCAUCUGGUUCUGCAUGGCUUUCAGUUACUAUGGUCUGUCCGUUUGGUUCCCUGACAUGAUCAAACACCUUCAGCAUGAGGAGUACGAGUCCAGAGUCAAGGUGUUCCAUAGAGAGCGAGUGGAGAACUUCCAUUUUAAAUUUUCUUUAGAGAACCAGAUCCACGAAGAAGGAGAAUACAUCCACGACAAGUUCAUCAGUAUAGAGAUGAAGUCAGUGAAGUUUGAGAGCUCACUGUUUGAAGACUGUCACUUUGAAGACAUCAAGUCCACAGACACUGUGUUUGAGAACUGCACCAUCCGUUCCACUGUCUUCUAUAACACAGACCUGUGGGAGGAGAAGUUCAUUGACUGUAAGAUGGAGAACACCACCUUUGAGCACAACAAACAGGGCUGCCACCUGGACAUUGUGGAGGAGAACGACGUUCUCAUUUACCUGGUCAGCUUCCUGGGCAGUCUGGCUGUGUUGCCAGGCAACAUCAUCUCAGCCCUCUUCAUGGACAAGAUUGGCAGAGCCAAGAUUAUAGGUGGCGCCAUGCUCAUUUCAGCAGGCUGUACCUUCUUCCUGUUUCUGAGCUUCAGCCAAUCGGCGAUCAUCACCUUGCAGUGUCUGUUCUGUGGCAUCAGUGUAGCUGCAUGGAAUGGCAUGGAGGUGGUGACCGUGGAGCUGUACCCUGCUUCUAAAAGGGCCACCGCGUUCGGCCUGCUGAACGCUCUGUGUAAGCUGGCGGCGGUGCUCGGCAGCUCCAUCUUCACCAGCUUUGUGGGCAAAACCAAAGCUGUCCCCAUCCUGUUGUCCUUCGCUGCCCUCGUAUGCGGUGGCCUGGUGGCCCUCAAACUACCCGACACCAGAGGGAAAGUCCUCCAGUGAGAUCAGGGGGGGGGGGCUCUUUCAAUUGAUCUGACUUCUCUCUGCAUUGAAAGAAGUAAGAAUGCAAAAAGCUUACACCUAAUAAUGUAAAUUAUUGUUUCAUUUAGUACAGGCGUCAGAGAGGGAGGGGUAUUUAUGUUCAAAGUGUGAUCCUUUAACAAUGCAACAAAUCCUUACUAACCACAUGAUGAUGAUGAUGAUGAUGAUGAUGAUAUGAGUGGAGAGUAAUUUGAUUCUGUCUGGCUUGAAUCAGAAGAUGUAACUGGCCUUCAUGUCCUCUGCAUGUGGUGUUCAGUACUUCCAUGCAUGAUGGGACUCAUGUCAGAUCCUGUCCAGAUGUUUUCUGUGGCUUUUUGUUUUUAGCAAAUAAGCGUCUGUGUGUUAAAAUUCUGAAGGAGUCCUUUGGAGUUAAAGUUCCCUUCUUCUUCUUCUACUUGCAGUUCUUGAUAACAAUGUUAUUGCAAUGUUGUCAUUUACAGAUGUGAUUGUCAGUUGUCUUUGUCUUGAGCUUCUAGUUCUGGCUUGAUGAUGAUGCUGUGGUCAGUUAAACAAUCAUCAUUUGGGAUUUUAAGAAAUUUCUUCAAAUGAUUUGGUCAGUUUGGGGAAGUCAUACUCAAAGUGGAGCUAAAAUUGUAAUUCUCUUUUUUUGUUUGGACAUAACACUGCAAAUAUUGUGCACACUUUUCCAUUUUUCAUCUUUUUUGUACAUAUUUGCAGCAACAGCGUCCCCGCUUCAAGCCUACAAUGUUUUUUUUCACCUUUUUCAAGUCCAUAAGGCGUUGUUGUUUAUGUACCGUUAGAAUUAAGACAAUCAACAUUUGGGAGCAGCCGUUGUGCUGUUAGGGUGCCUGCACAUUGCUCUUGUAAAGUGGGACUCAGUUAGUGCGUUAGUACGUGUUGUGUUUGAGGGUCUAACUCUAUCAGCUGUUGACUAAAGGUCAGACUCACAGCUCACAGCCACUAGUGCUCCUGUGCUCCUGUACCUCAGCUGGUCCACUGCCUGUGUGGCCGUCGGAUCUGAAGUGAUAUUAAAAACUACUGUUAUUGCCCACUCACUCAUAUGUUGUACCAAUUAAAUUACAUUACAAACAUCAUCAGUCACCAUCACAAAACUUACAUCCGUGGAUUUAUUUUUCACUAGUGAAAUAAAUUAAACUUCAGUUUCUUCUUCUUGGUCAUUUUUACCAAAUAAGUGCAUCACUAAAAAUACACACCAAGUGUGUAUAUAUAAGGAGAUAUACAUACAUGUAUAUAUACACUUGUUUUAAAAGGAUCAAAUCUUAAGUUGCGUCCUGUUCAUCUUAAUAGCAACGAAUGCUGAAACAACUACUUAUUUGUGAAGUUUUGACAUUAUUGCACCAUCUGGUGGAAGAAACUGAACAUCGCAGUUUAUUUGGACUUCCUGUUUGCAUGAACAGCAGAAAUACAUAAUGAAAACGUUGCUCCAUUUAAUAUGAAGGUGGAGGACAUCAAAUGAACUGACAGAAGAGAAAUGAAGGAAAAUUACAACCAGGUGAUGAAGUCAGAAGGAGAUUCUUUAAUAACUAAUUGACAGAAGUGUGUCUUUCACCGAGCACUACAGAGAAGAGUUGAUCUGUUUGUCACUCCUUCAGCCUCUUUUAGUUCUGGAGAGACAUCGAUGUCCCGUGAGUGUCUCUGGUACAGACAGGUGAGGGACGUGUCAGGUGUUUGAUUGGCCUUUAGGAACGACAGCAUGGUCAAAGGACUGAGGUACUCAGAGGUAGUGUUGAAUGGAAUACUUCAGGAUAGUUUUGAUAAUUGAUGAUUGAAGUCAAUGUUUUGCUUGUUAAGUUAUUUAUCAUUGUAAGUUGAUACUUUUUGACUGUUUGGUCUCAUAAAACGAGCAGGUUGAAGUCAUCAAACUGAUGGGAAUUACAUUUGCCAUGUAACAUAAAAAUGAAUGAUGAAUUAUAUUCAAUAAUAGAAUAUGCGUUGAAGUUAACAAUGUAUUAUGUAUUAUUAUCUAUUCACCAUCAUUUUCACCUGAGCUUUGAUGAGUUAUGCAAAGCUCUUGUAUUAGUUAUGGCCCUGCUUUCUUGUCUUACUGACCUCCACCUCGGAGGCUUCACCCUCUUAUCAGCAGCAGCAGCCGGGCCACAGGACCAUGCAGGAUGAAGGAUGUGGUCAUCUGUUCUUGUCCAGUUUGAUGUUGAAUAUGUAUUUAUUACAGAGGGUUGUGUAGAUGACUGCAUGUUUGUGUAAUGUUUCAAUGUUUCUUCAACAUAAUGUGUAAGUUUAAAAUGUGUUUUUUUAUUACAAAGCAAAAGAAUCAGCAGCACGUUCACACAGAUAGAGGUGACCUCUGGUUGGACUCACAAGCGUCUGAUGAGUUCAAUGUCUUCCAAAGAGACCGUCUCAGUUUACACUGAGUAUGUUCUGUUACCGGCCACAUGAGGCAGAUCUCUGCUGCUCUGUGCUCUGCUUUGGUGUGAACUUGAAGCUGAACAUAUAUCACUACUGACACUCACAUUCAUUUGCUGUUUCACUGACAUGUCUUGCAUCAGAGAAACAACAUGUGGGUUUAGUGUGUUUCAUAGAAACCAAAAGGAAACUAUUCAGUCCAGAUGAGUUUCCGUGCUGUAGAUGUCCAUCCAUGGUUUGCAUGCAGCUGUUCAAACUAAAAGUUGUGUAAAGAUUAAAGAGACAGCUUUGGAGGGAAAUUCUACCUUCUCAAGUGUCUCACCUCACCCCGAUUGAUAGAUGGAGAAGGUGGAGGGAGGGAGAUUCCCCUGCUGCUGGACCAUCUGACAGCCCUCAGUCUGAAGCACACUGGCACCUCUUACAUGCUUAAAGCUCAGUGACCUGCAGCUCUUAGAAACCGAUUUCAAAUUCAAAAUAUCAACAAGUCCCUUUAAUAGAAGUGAAUGGCAAGGUUUCCUUUAAUCGACAUAAAACGUCACUGCUUGCUGUAUUGCACUAUUUUGUUACAUAAACAUGUCUCAUUUGACUGAAAGUGUGAAGGACCCAGCUGACCUUAAGAGCUGGACCCAUGAGAAGGGACCAUAUGACUUUAUUCUCUUCCAUCUGAAGACAGACUCUGUCCUCUUGUGCUCUAACAACCUCCCCAGAGUUUCAACCUUGGAUGCUCUUUGGGUUUUGACAGAAUGAGGAUGUAAGUACAGCACCUUUCUAAUAACAACAGUAAAAUGACUCAUAAAUAUAUUGUAUUGAUUCAUACUUGUUGUAUGUGCAUCACAUUGCUGUACAGCAGAGAUAACAAAGCCAACAAUUCCUCUCUGCAUCAUUUAAAUCAUUGUCUUCCUUUUCUUUGCUGGAGGAGAAUUCCGUCCAUGUUUUAUUGUCUGAUUUCAUUUCUCUUUGUUACUCUGUGUGUUUGUGGCUUUGACAAAUCAGAACAAUAAAAUGAGUUCAUCAAUUCACCAACA
This is a messenger RNA of Anarrhichthys ocellatus (wolf-eel), 6111 nucleotides long. RefSeq names its product synaptic vesicle glycoprotein 2B-like. Lineage: Eukaryota; Metazoa; Chordata; Actinopteri; Perciformes; Anarhichadidae. The transcript is spliced from 15 exons. The record is from RefSeq and is a predicted model, not a curated record. Gene Ontology annotation, cellular component: neuron projection; synaptic vesicle membrane. Gene Ontology annotation, molecular function: transmembrane transporter activity. The coding region runs from base 638 to 2704 and encodes 688 amino acids. Gene Ontology annotation, biological process: transmembrane transport; chemical synaptic transmission.